UCUUUAAAAACUCAGUUCGCGGAAGUACAGUCAGUGGAAGGUUUAUAAAUAUUCUGUCCGUACCGAAUUGGAAGACAAUUGCAAGCUGUGCUUUCCGCUGUACAUUCACCACUAUUAAACAAAACUAGAGCUGCUGAUCAUGGAGAGUUUGGCCAGUGCAAACACCAGCUUCGCCCUGGACCUCUUUAAGAAGCUCAGUAAUGACAGAAAAGCAGGGAACAUAUUCUACUCCCCCCUGAGCAUCUCCUCCGCUCUGGCCAUGGUGUAUCUGGGGGCUCGGGGGAACACAGCAGCUGAGAUGGCACAGUCCGUCCACUUUAACAAGUCUCAGGAUGAUGUGCACUCUGGAUUCAGAGCGCUGAUCUCUGACAUCAACAAACAGGGCGCGCCCUAUAAAUUGUGUUUGGCUAAUCGCCUGUAUGGAGAGAAAUCAUUUGACUUUGUCAAGGAAUUCAUUCAGGACACCAAGAAAUUCUACCAGGCUGAGCUGGAAGCCGUUGAUUUUGUAAAUGCAUCAGAAGCAGCCAGACAGAACAUCAACUCUUGGGUGCAGAGCCAGACACAGGACAAAAUCCAGAACUUGUUGGCUAAAGGGACUGUUGAUGAUCUGACCAGACUUGUCCUGGUGAAUGCCAUCUAUUUCAAAGGAAACUGGGGGAAGAAGUUCAGCGAGAGUGAAACAAGAGAAAGGUCUUUCCGACUGAGCAAGAAUGGAACAAAGCCUGUGCAGAUGAUGCAACAGAAAGCCAAGUUUAACCUCUCAUUCAUUCCUGAAGUGAACAGUCAGAUUAUAGAGCUCCCAUAUGUUGGCGAUGAGCUGAGCAUGCUCAUCAUCUUACCUACAGAAAUUGAAGAUGAUUCCACUGGACUGGAGAAGCUUGAAAGGGAGCUCACCUUUGAAAAUCUCAUGAAGUGGACUAAGCCAGAAAUGAUGGGCAACACUGAGGUGACCGUGACCCUGCCAAAAUUCAAGCUGGAGGAGACCUAUGACCUCAAGUCAGUUCUGAUCAGCUUGGGCAUGGUAGAUGCCUUUGAUGUUUGCAAGUCUGAUUUCUCUGGCAUGUCUCCCAAUAAUGAACUAGUGCUGUCGAAGGUGGUGCACAAGUCCUUUGUGGAGGUGAAUGAGGAGGGCACAGAGGCAGCAGGUGCCACUGGGGCCAUCAUGAGGCUACGCUGUGCAAGGAUCCCUGUACAGUUCAAUGCUGACCACCCAUUCCUGUUCUUCAUUAGGCACAACAAAACCCGCAACAUCCUUUUCUAUGGCAGGUUCAGCUCUCCUUAAGUCUGCACCUCUGUAGAGUUGGUCACACUCUGAUUUUUGCCUUACACCCUUAUGUCUUAUCACAUAAUACAGUAUGAGACAUCUCCAGCAACCGAACUUGGGGUGAGCCCAUUCCCUCUUCCCCUCACCCUACCCACUCUUGUUCUCGCACUUGGUUUUCUUAUCUGUCGCUUCGAACGGUACUCCCGACUGCUGUUUAACUUGGCUAUUUAUAGUUUAAAAACUACUCAUUAAAGUAAUCCACGAGUGGGAAUGUUACCUUUUUUUUUUUUUUUUUUUU
Polyodon spathula (Mississippi paddlefish) is the source of this 1562-nucleotide messenger RNA. Its product is annotated as leukocyte elastase inhibitor-like. Gene Ontology annotation, molecular function: serine-type endopeptidase inhibitor activity. The transcript is spliced from 7 exons. NCBI's taxonomy places the organism in Eukaryota, Metazoa, Chordata, Actinopteri, Acipenseriformes, Polyodontidae. Gene Ontology annotation, biological process: negative regulation of endopeptidase activity. The record is from RefSeq and is a predicted model, not a curated record. The coding region runs from base 140 to 1282 and encodes 380 amino acids.